GUUUUCAUAAACUACAAAGAGUGUUGUCAGUUUCAUUCUUUAGAGGAAGCUCUGACAACAACAGCAGUGUUUUGACGUAGCUAUAGCUGUGUAGAGAAACAAACAAAUUCUCUCAGAGUACCAUUAUUUUUACUAUAAUCAGAUUAAGUAUGCGUCAUUCCAGAAAGAUUUCUUCACCAGAUUGCAGAAAAGUGCGUUUCUGGGAGACUUAAGUUUUAAAAGUUUCUGGGGGGAGCAUGCCCCCAGACCCCCCCUAGAGGUUCAGGCCUUCGGCCCUCAAUUAUACAGUGUACCGACCUACUCACAAGGCAGUGCCCUUCUACUUCAAAAGUAAAUGAAAACCCUGACUAAACCCUUUCCCUUUCAAGAUCCAAUUGGUAAUUCUCCUUACUGUCUGCUGUACAAUUUUUUUGAGGAUGGUUUGGAGAAUCUUUAUUCUCAUCACUUUUCUGCUUGAUAUUGUAUUGAUAUUGUAAGGAAAAAUUCUUUUUUUGGUCACCCAUGGGAGUUAAAGGGUUAGCAGACAUGCAUUUGUUUUCUUGACAAGGCAGAUCAAAGAAGAAGUAGAGUGCCAACUGCAGUGGUUUAUUGACAAUAUAGGAUCAUUACCAACGCAUAUCGAUGGACAUCAACAUGUUCAUGUAUUGCCUCAAGUGUGCAAAGUUAUGUGUGAGGUGAUAAAAGAGUUUGGAAUUUGUUGGACAAGAGUACCAGUGGAAAUAAACCUUGAGGAUUGUGUAUGGAUCAAAGAACCUGUGAACAAUUUCAACAAAUCUGUUAUGGCAGAUGCAGAAAAUUCCAAGUCAAUUUUAUCUAACUAUGGAAUAAGGUUUUCAAGUCAUUUUAUUGGAUUCAGCACCAUGGGGAAAGAUAUGACAGUCUCCAGGCUCAAACAGGCCAUAGAAAAUGUCUUUGCAGAGGACUCUGAAACAGUUUGUGAGCUCAUGGUACAU
This is a messenger RNA of Pocillopora damicornis (cauliflower coral), 953 nucleotides long. Its product is annotated as carbohydrate deacetylase. NCBI's taxonomy places the organism in Eukaryota, Metazoa, Cnidaria, Anthozoa, Scleractinia, Pocilloporidae. Gene Ontology annotation, molecular function: deacetylase activity. Gene Ontology annotation, biological process: carbohydrate metabolic process. The record is from RefSeq and is a predicted model, not a curated record.